UGCAGUUGUGUAGACGCACAGCCUCCUCCUCCUCCUCCUCCGUGGCUCGUGUUCCUCGGUAACAUGGUGUGCAGCGCGCGGCAGCAGUAGACGUAUCACUGGACCGUAAGAGAAGGCGCUCGCACUGCUUGUCCUGCUCUCCUUCCACAACAAAUCAACGCAACGAGGGAAACUUUGCGUUUCUUGGACACGGUCUUACCUCAUUGGCCCUCACUGGUCUGACCUGGGGCCUCGGCGUUGUCACUGCGCACACAGAGACAUAUCAUCAUGGGAAAACAGAACAGCAAACUCAGGCCCGAGAUGCUACAGGACCUGAGGGAGAACACAGAGUUCACUGACCACGAGCUGCAGGAGUGGUACAAGGGGUUUCUGAAAGACUGCCCCACUGGGCAUUUGAACGUUGAGGAAUUUAAGAAGAUCUAUGCCAACUUCUUCCCAUACGGUGAUGCCUCUAAGUUUGCUGAACACGUCUUCCGUACGUUUGACACGAACAACGAUGGGACCAUUGACUUCCGGGAGUUCAUUAUUGCUCUGAGUGUGACAUCGCGGGGAAAACUGGAGCAGAAGCUGAAGUGGGCCUUCAGCAUGUAUGAUCUGGAUGGCAACGGUUACAUCAGCCGUGAGGAAAUGUUAGAGAUUGUGCAGGCCAUUUAUAAGAUGGUGUCAUCGGUGAUGAAAAUGCCUGAGGAUGAAUCCACACCAGAGAAGAGGACAGAUAAGAUAUUCAGACAAAUGGACCUGAACAAUGAUGGCAAGCUGUCUUUGGAAGAGUUCAUAAAAGGUGCCAAAAGUGAUCCCUCCAUUGUGCGGCUACUACAGUGUGACCCCAGCAGUGCUUCACAGUUUUGAGUCGCUCCAGACAAGCGGCACAAAAAUGCAUGAAAGCUCUUAUAUCUCAUUCUUUUUUGUGUUCCAGACAGAAGAGUUUUAGGAAAAAAAGUGCAACAAUUUUGCUUUCAGUUUUUCCCAGAAUGGACAUGUGUACAUCUGAAGCACAAAGACAACACCCGCCAGGACAUUCUCUGUCUGGUGCGUGGCAUCCGUCCUUGUCUCUGCAGAAGCUGAUGGAGUACUCGACUCAAAAAAAUAUAUAUAAAAAAGCGGCCGAUAGUGUUCCAGGGUCCAGAUUUUGGAAAAGAAUGUUCCUUUUUAGGAAUCAUGCAUGCGCUUUUGAACUUCACCACCCUUCUUGUGUUUAAUAUCUGUGCUGUUUUGUUUCUCUUCCUCUUUGUUUUGUGAGGGCACAGUUCCCCAUCUACUUUUUAUAUUGAUAUGUAUGUGUAUAUACAGUAUAAAUGCAUUGAGAAACAUGAUAGGACUACAAAGGAAGGCAGUAAUAGACGUCACAUGCGUCUUAUGGCAGUAUUAUGUAGCUUUGGGCAGUAUCCACUAUCCAGAUUUUAGCCUCCAAUUGACCCAUUGGACUGAUGGACUGAAUGUUGGGAUUUUUCUGCUCUGGAACUCAUGAUCUUUAUUUUACAAAGAGAAGGCUGAGGAUCCCAUUCUAGAAUUUUGUUCAUUUCAUUUUUGUUGUAAAUAUGUGGUUUGCUUUCAUUAUUUCGUUAUUUAUUUUUUUUGCAUUUUUAUGGCGUUUAUUUUAACCGGGGAUAUUUUAUUACUGUCAAAACUAGACGUGAGACACUUGAUGUAUUAUGCCGUUUGGAGUUAGUUGUUAGUCGUUCGAGGCUUUUCAGUGCAUUGUGGGACAUUUUUGCAUCAGGGGACACAUUCCGUUGAAUGGAAGACACUGGUAGCACAUAUCAUUUGAAGCGCUUCAUCUGUGUGCGUGCGGUUAUGCGCGUUUGUAUGUACGCAAGAAUGACGGUUUGCAUGUUUUGGUGUAUGUAUGCGUCUGUGCUAACUUUAUAGUCAUAUUGUGUAGUUAAUACAAUAUCUUUGUAUGCAAGCAAGUUUUUGAACCCUGAUUUGAAGCAGCAAAUUCGUGACACCUUGAUCCGGUAAUCCUUGAAUGGUACUCAAAAUCACAACCUUAGGUUUCCAUCAACAUCAUAGACAGGAAUGUACAAAGUUAUAAUUUAUAAUCAUUGCUCACCUUUAGAUAAAAAGUUUGAAUCCUUAAAGCGAUCACUAAGGGCUUAUUUCCACUCUUGAAUCAACAGGUGUGAAGAGAACGCCACUGCUUUGGUUUUUCUUUUCGUUUUAUGCAGCGACUGAGAUUCCAUGACCUGAAUUCUCCAGGUGGUCCUGCUUUUGUAGCAUGCAGCAUUAGUUUGUGAACUCCAUAUAUGCCCACUCUCAAUACAUGUGUAGCUGUCUCACUUUUCUGGCAUCUAUGUUGCUUCCAUAUUUGUACUGAGACCAUAUUUGAUGCUGCACCCUCUAUGGCAACUUUCCUCUAUUAUGUUGCAUGGAAACCUCAUGCGAGGACAUAAUGAUUGUCCCCUUUUACUGACGUUGAAAAAUAUACAUAUGUGUUUAGACUGUUGCCUGAGAGUGAUUCUUACACAAUACUGACAUACUGUACACUUACUGUAAUGUUGUGUGAGUAACUUAUUGAUUAACAUGGUGAUGUGAUCAUAAAGUGCAAAGGUAAUUAGCCGAACUGUGUGGCAUUCAAAGUUGAAUUUAGAAUACCUUGAACAUUCCAAUAUGAUUCCUGAUUUUGGAAUGAAGGUAGAAAAAAAAACCAGAAAUGCAAAAUUGAAAUUUGAAUCGGAAUGUAAAGCUAAAAUUAUUCAAAUGAAUAGAAAUUUAAAGAACUACAUGUAAAUUGUUUCAAAGACUUUUAAGUUUGAAAGUCUUUGAUUAUAUUUAAAAUAUUUAUAUUUUAUUAGAUUACACUUUCUCUAGACAGCAUGAAAGUUUUUAAAAAGGUAUGUUAAGUGUAUCAACAUAACACAUGAGUUUUGAUACAUGAAUGACAAAACAUCAAAUCCAACUUGCACAAGCACCAAUGUAACAUUCACCUUUCUUCAUAAGUGUUUAAAAUGCACUUGGUCCCUGAAUGAUGCCAGAGCCAUGGUCCGGUUCAUAAUCAGAUCCAGAUACUGGACCUUUCCAGCGCUGCCCGGUUAAAUGGGGAUGCGGAGUGGUGCUGGCGGUACAGACCGAAGGACACGGAGCCGUGUGGCCGUGAAUUGUAGGGUGGCCUGUGCUGCUCUGGCGGUCUAAUAAUGGACAGCUUUUGCUCCUCAUCUUCUUGGCAAUUUUGGGAUGGGGGUGAGCAAUGGGGGUCGGCUGCUCUUGGGGUUUUCAUCUGAAAUGGAACAUAGUGAUGCCACUAUAGUAUGACUGCAGAAUAAGGGCUCUUAUACAGACAGGGGGCCGUGAGUCAGUCACACACAUGUUAGUUCGUAUUCUCUCAAGCAUCUAUUAGGAUGGGUCGCCAUGAUUUUACCAAGUAAGACAUGUUCCUGGAUCAACAUCUUCUGAUGAUCCUGGAUCAACAUUAUUGUCCAAAAAUAUAGACUUAAUAUAGAUAUAAACCCAAUCCCUACCCCUAAACCUUACCUUACCCAGAAUUUAUUCCUAAAAUCAUUGGGAAAUAAUAGGUGAUUAGCAAGGGUGUAGAAGCACCUAACUCUAAAUUUGUAAGCCUAAAACAGAUACAACUUAAAAAUUAUAUCUCAAUUCUGAUUGGUUGAUUGGAAUGUGGUUCCUUGUUGAUCCUGGAACAUGUUGUACUUGGUGAAAUCACGCUCGCCUAUUAGGAUGACCGCUUGAGUUGUCAGAUGAACAACUUAAGACUCACAGGAUGAGUCCACCUACGCCAAAGCGCUGAUUAUUUUUAUUAGUGCAAAUUUAAGCUCCCUUGAGAAUCAGUGCAUGCACAUACCAAUCUGCUCUCAUCUUGUAAAUGUUGUUUGCGGAGGCACCAGGGAAGACCGAGGUAGGAGAUGGAGACCUUAAAUAAGCGACAUGAGAACACCAUCUCCACUGCACUCAUUAGUAUCAGUGGGACCCACAGGACUAUCGUGGUGCU
Messenger RNA from Carassius gibelio (silver crucian carp), 3943 nucleotides. RefSeq names its product hippocalcin-like protein 1. Lineage: Eukaryota; Metazoa; Chordata; Actinopteri; Cypriniformes; Cyprinidae. The record is from RefSeq and is a predicted model, not a curated record. Gene Ontology annotation, molecular function: calcium ion binding. The coding region runs from base 268 to 849 and encodes 193 amino acids. The transcript is spliced from 5 exons.